AUGACUACAGCACACAGACCCACAUUCGAUCCGGCACAAGGGAAGGAAGCCUUGCGCGGCCCUGCCUACCACCAGCGACUGCUCCCAGCACAUACGCACUUGAAGACUCGUCAACUCGGUCAGGGUGGUGAAGGCGAAGCUCAACAACGCGAUUUGCGCGCCGAAUUGCUCCAAGCCGAAGCCGCUCAUUUUGCGAAGAAGAGGGGUAUCCCCGUGGAUGAACCAACUGUCGAUAGCGCAGCACCCAAACGCCAAAUAGAAGGUGGUUCAUCUGGCGGCGAUCCAAUUGGGACGGAGGAUGAAGAUCCGGAAGCCAAACGGCGGCGAAUACUAGAGGAGACGCGGGACAUAGAUGCGGAUUCGGAUGGGUCAGAGGAUGACAGUAGUGAAGAAGAAAGUGAUGAUGAAGAUGAGGCCGCCGAGUUGAUGCGAGAACUAGAAAAAAUCAAGAAGGAGAGACAAGAACAGAAGGAGAAAGAAGAGCGCGAACGUGCUGCUGAAGAGGAAGAGAAACGGGAAUAUGAUAUUGCUAAAGGAAACCCGCUGCUUAACGCUCAGGACUUUAACUUGAAACGUCGCUGGGAUGACGACGUGGUUUUCAAGAACCAAGCCAGGGGAACCGAGGAUAAGAGAGGAAAGGAGUUUGUCAACGAUCUGUUGCGGUCGGACUUCCACAAGAGGUUUAUGGGCAAGUACGUCAGAUAG
Molecule: messenger RNA, 705 nt
Organism: Aspergillus bombycis
Lineage: Eukaryota; Fungi; Ascomycota; Eurotiomycetes; Eurotiales; Aspergillaceae
Product: spliceosome-associated CWC15 family protein
Exons: 7
Coding region: 1-705 (234 amino acids)
Biological process (GO): mRNA cis splicing, via spliceosome
Cellular component (GO): catalytic step 2 spliceosome
Molecular function (GO): RNA binding
Source: RefSeq, a predicted model, not a curated record